CCCGGUACGCCGCUUGAUCUCUACACAAUGCUUGUCAGCGCAGGCGCUCGGCGCUCCGGUGCCGCUGCCGGUGCGGUAAGGUCAACCCUCCAUAGAUCACUACACUCUCAGAGACAGUUCUCUUCUUUCAUAGCGGCCCGGAAUUCCCAGUCACAAUGGCGGCGGGUUGCAAGAAACAACUCUGCCUUCCGUGGACGGAGCCAACCCUCUGGUUACCCGUCUUUGAUCUCUUCUCCUCGCUUCAUCUCUUCCUCCUCCUCCUCCGCCGCGACCGUGACCAGUGCAACCCCAGAGACACCUGUAGAUAACGGUGUUCAGACAAUUGAGGCUUUAUCGGACGGCAGUAAUCCCGCGCUAGAUCUUUCUCAGGUCCCAGUGAAACUAGGAUAUCUCAAAGAACUUGGGUUAGACUAUGGCUUUGGGCCAUCCUCAUUGAUCGAAACGUUACUUGAGUCCAUACAUAUCUAUGCUGGGCUACCGUGGUGGGGAAGUACGAUUGCUGCAGCUGUAUUUAUCCGCGUUGCGCUUUUUAAAUUCAAUCUCAACGCCUCCGACAUGUCUGCAAAGCUCCGACGGAUGCAACCUAUCACCAAACCCCUUCAGGAACGCAUGUUGAAAGCUGUGCGGGAAGGAAAUAAUCUCGAAGGUUUGAAACUAAAACAGGAAAUGGCUAUGAUACGUGAACAGCAUGGCGUGAAGAUGUGGAAAACCUUUGUUCCAAUGUUACAAAUCCCUCUGGGUUUUGGAUUUUUUAGAGUUCUGCGAGGAAUGUCCUCGUUGCCAGUACCAGGACUGCUGUCCGAGCAAUUCCUGUGGCUUAACGAUAUAACGCUCUCCGAUCCUUUUUUUAUCCUCCCCUUGGUUACCGGGGGGUCAAUGUACUUUGCUAUCAAGCGCGGCGGCGAGACAGGCAUGGACUUUGCCAAUUCUCCGCUUGGAAAAUUUAUGUUAUACGGGCUGCCCGUCAUUUCGACCACUGCUAUGAGUUUCUGGCCCGCUGUCCUACAGCUCUACUUCGCCAGCACCAGUUUGCUCGCUCUUAUUCAAGCCUAUCUGGUGACUUCUCCUGGUUUUCGUAAACUCGCUGGCGUUGAGCCUCUUCCGUCGAAAACUAAACCCGUAGGUCCCAACGAACCUGGGGCUAGUGGGUCGUCUGGUCGAAUUCGCGUUAUCCCGACCACGGCACGGGUGGUGCCCGAGGCACAACAGAACCCUGAACAGCAGGUUUACUCGCCCCAGAAGGUCAGCGUUAUCGAUCGUACUCUCGAUAACGUGAAGCAGGGGUUCCGUGACGUGCAGAAACAGGUGCAGGAAAAGAUGGACGAAAUGGCAGGCGACAAGACAGAGAAAAACCCCGACGGAACGCCAAAGGCACCGCCACGGCUCUCUAAACAGGAACUUGAGAAUGCUGCGGCAUACGAGAAGCGACGAAGGGAGCAACUUGAAAUGGAGCGAGAAUUGAGAAAUCAGAGCCUGCGAGAAGAAUAUAUGAGGAAGAAGCAGAACAUACAGUGAAGCAGAAGGAUAAGAGCUUUUCACUUGGUGUUAUUUUAUAUUUACUGGCUUCUUGCAUCGAAUUUUCGGCGAAAGAGUGUAUAUAUGAUCAGGUUUGGAUGGGGAAUGUUUCUGCUGCUUUUUUGUACUACUAUUUCCUAUUGUCAUCCCUCAUUAGCCGAGACUUGUCCUUCUACCUAUGUGUUAACUCCCUGGAGAUUUUGGCUUUGCGGGCUUUGCUGUCGUUACAACUAGAUUCCUGAUUACGCUGGAAAGUUCAGGGAAGACGGGUUCUUAGAUCAUUGAAGCAAGUCUGCGUUCAUCGCUUAUUAUUAUUGCGAAUUCUGAUAAUUCCCAUGUUAAACUGUGAGUAAUCCUUUACCGGUACCGCGUUGCUGCCUCGCUAUAAUCAAGAUUCAUACCCCAUGAAAUGCACCAUACUUUCUAAACGCCAGUGGGCCCAAGUAUCUCACAACAAUUCGUUUACCCAUAAACUGACGAAAGAAUUCAGCUUUGGGACUUCCCAUCAUUUACUGGCCAACAAACUUUACAUCACCUAAACAGCCGCCUACCACCACUGCCGCUUCUGACACUCCAAGUAAACGCACCACGAACAGAAAGUCCGUUCAUGCUCAAACCUGUGAAGCCAACCCCGCCUCCCUCGCCAUCACGCCGAUACCGUCGGAACGCUUCUCGCAAGUGAGAUGGGAGGAGAGGGCCACGAUGUGGGUUAGGAGGUAGUUUAAAAGGUCUUCGGCGACCGGCGUGACGUGUUUCCCCUGGCGCUGUUGUAACAGUGGUAGCUGUCGUUGCAGGUGACAUAUCGAAUGACAUGGUACUUUGGAGGGUUGUUUGUGUGGAAUUUGGCGGAGUGCUGACUGAAAUCCCAUCAAAGCUUUGUGAUUCUUCCUUUUUUAUCACCGGUUCUUUUGGUCCUUCGACCUUUACGAUUGAAGGCGAAGGCAGCGAGGUUGUUGGCUUAGGUUUCUCCUGUCCUGAAGGAUCUGAAACCUGUUCUGCAGCUUGUGAUUCUUCCUGAAUAGUAAGUUCUUCCUCCUCUGCUUCGUACGCUUCAAGGGCGGCUGCAUCAGUCGUAUCAGCCCAUUGUUGCUGGACAGUCCUUGCCUUUUCUACCAUCUCCCCUAUAAAUAUCUUGGUAUACCCGCUGAUGGUGGUGAUAACAUUUGGGGGGACGGAUUGCGACAGGGUUUGAUUGACAAUUUUUCGUAAAGUAGGCUUGUU
Coccidioides immitis RS is the source of this 2736-nucleotide messenger RNA. Its product is annotated as YidC/Oxa1 family membrane protein insertase. NCBI's taxonomy places the organism in Eukaryota, Fungi, Ascomycota, Eurotiomycetes, Onygenales, Onygenaceae. The record is from RefSeq and is a predicted model, not a curated record. Gene Ontology annotation, molecular function: membrane insertase activity. The coding region runs from base 28 to 1515 and encodes 495 amino acids. The transcript is spliced from 3 exons. Gene Ontology annotation, biological process: mitochondrial respiratory chain complex IV assembly; protein insertion into mitochondrial inner membrane from matrix. Gene Ontology annotation, cellular component: mitochondrial inner membrane.